Molecule: messenger RNA, 447 nt
Organism: Wickerhamiella sorbophila
Lineage: Eukaryota; Fungi; Ascomycota; Dipodascomycetes; Dipodascales; Trichomonascaceae
Product: AIG2-like protein
Exons: 1
Coding region: 1-447 (148 amino acids)
Source: RefSeq, a predicted model, not a curated record
AUGGCAGAAGAGGUGCUUGCAAGGGUUGUUUUUGGAACUAGGACGCUGCAAGGAACAUCAAUCAAAACAAUGCCCGCAACGUUACAUGGCUAUAGACGUUAUCGGCUGAAGGAGCGGGACUAUCCAGGAGUUACAUCAAGUGUCGAAGAUAAGGUAGAAGGCAAGCUUGUUUUCAAUCUGGAUAGUUCAGCAAUACAGAAGCUAGAUGAUUUUGAAGGAUCAGAGUAUGCACGCAAAGUGAUCCGUGCCAUUGGAGCGGACGGAGAAACGUACUCGGCGUCAGUCUACAUCUUUCUAGAGACGCAUUUGUUGGAAAAAGACGCGGGAGAAUGGCGGCUUGAUGAAUUCAUAACGCAUAAAAUCCACAAUUGGAUCGCCGACGAGCUCGGGGACCAACAAGGUCUCGGGGGCCGGUUCUGGGACGCCCAGCAGGUUCCAAUAACAUAA